AUGCUUUCUAAAACAUUUGCGUCGUUGCUCGCUUUAUCUCUCACCGUGCUUGGCGCUGGCGAGCCCAAUAAUGCAAUAUCAACCCUCUACCAAUUUCCUCGUGGCUCAUGGCUAGAGAACCUCGAGACAGGUCCUUCUAACAGCAUCCUCGCAACGAGACUUGACAUCCCUGCUGUUUACCAAGUUAAAGCUCCCCAGGCUCAAUGUGGUCCAGGUGCUGGAAUAGCUUCUGCGGAACUUAUUCAAUCUUUUCCCAGUGCGACGGGCGCCCUGGGGAUUGUUGAGUACAGGAAGAAUCGCUUCGCAGUCAUUACUGGAAAUUACAGCCUCGAGACGCAUGAUUCUACCGUAGGAAGCUACGCUAUCUGGGACGUGCAGUUCUCGGGCGCCGGUCUCGACCACGUCGCCGCCAAGAAGCUUGCCGAUAUCCCCGAGGCAGGCUUCCCGAACGGAAUGACGGUGAUGAACAAGAGGUCAGGCACCCUACUUAUUGGAGAUAGCUGGAAUGGGACCGUCUACCGAUUGGACCCGGAUACCGGUGACUACGAAGUAGUCUUGGAAGACGAAACUAUGAAGCCACCUACCGGGGAGAACUUGGGGUUAAACGGCAUCCACACUGUGCUCGUCGGCCAUGAAACAUUCUUGUACUAUACCAACAGCCUGAAGGAGACGCUUGGUCGAGUACGAAUCGAUUCAGUCAGCGGACGCGCAACUGGUCCCUACACCACACUCGCAACAGGUGUCUGGGGCGACGAUUUCACUUAUGACCGAGCGACUGGAGAUAUCUACGUGGCUGGAAACUUUGAGAACAUUGUCACAAAGCUGAACCGCAAGGGCGACACGGAAGGUAUAAUUGGCGCGGAAAAUCAGCUCACCGUGGCUGGCGCAACUAGCGUGUUGCUCGGAGGUGAAAGCGACAGAAUUCUCUAUGUUGCUACAUCCGGUGCGCUGGCUGCCCCUGUAAACGGCACUAUUACCGAGGGUGCAAAGAUCGUUGCUAUUAGAAUCGAGCAGAUAUAG
This is a messenger RNA of Penicillium manginii, 1020 nucleotides long. RefSeq lists its product as uncharacterized. The record is from RefSeq and is a predicted model, not a curated record. Bases 1 to 1020 code for a protein of 339 amino acids. NCBI's taxonomy places the organism in Eukaryota, Fungi, Ascomycota, Eurotiomycetes, Eurotiales, Aspergillaceae. The transcript has a single exon.